AUGACGGCAAACAACACGUAUAGUGUUGAAAGGGGAGCUAAGGAUUCAACAGAUUCCACAACAUUCAAGAGCACACUGUGCCACCAAGUAUCAGGAGUAAUUAUUUUCGCCAUUGGCUUGGGAAUUGGAGUCAUUAUUGGCGUAUAUGCAAUCAAGCCAACAGAUGGUGAUCAAUGCCUCAAUGGUGUGGCCUCUGUUGCCCCGGCGGUGGUAACAACUCCAAGACCUGUGGUUCAACCUGCAACAAACAAAACAUCCAUUCCAUCGUGCCCUGCAGAUAAAAGUCCCACCCGAUCCAGUAAAUCAGAAGACAAGGGGAUGUUUGAAUUAUUGUCUAAAGACGAAAUGAACGCAGUUAAGAAUUUUCUUAAGGCUCAAGGCCAUGUCUCAAUAACUGAAGGGACUCCUACUCUGAAGGAUAGCUAUAUUUAUGGAAUGUCUCUCUACGCUCCAUAUAAAUCACAGGCCUUGAACCACCUCGACAAAGGAGGUCCAAAUCCAGGCAGAUACGCAGAUGUCCAUGUUCACAGAGGCAAUAGAGCUGUCCCAGACUUGAUGGAGUACAGGGUCGGACCUCUUGGCGGUGCUAUGACAGCUCAGGCUAUGUACAGAGAUGGAGAACUGCCUUACAAUAGUCGACCAAGAGAUGGCAUUGAGUGGGAUGGAAUCACUGCGACGGUGUCUCUUGCUAUGGCCACUUUACGUCCAUUGCUGCAAGAAAGUUUCGACGGAGCCUUCUAUCCCAAUGGAGGAUUGGUCUUUCAUCCACAAGCUCCACCAAGCCUUCAAGCAAAUGAGAGAGGAACAAGGUUUGUGAUGGCCUUUAUUGUAGAUGGAACGGCGCGAGGACGUGAUCUGAACUUCUUACCCCUCACCGGAACAGUUCACAACCCAGGAGUGAAUACCAAUACCUGGUACGCCCACAGUCUGUACUAUUUAGACCAAGGACCUUUUCCCACAGCCGAAGCUCUUCUGUCUGCCUACAACAACGGAACACUCAGGAAAGUUGCACUGCCAAGAGGUUACCGCCAAACGCUGUUCUCAACUACUUAUCCUAAACAAAACAAUGACAAACACAGGGAGUCCUCCGACAAAGCCCCACCCAGGUCCUAUUAUCCCUCUGGUCAACGUUAUUCAAUCCACGACCACGCAGUGAAAUGGAUGGACUGGGAAUUCGUUGUUGGUAGUAGCCAGUUUCGCGGUCCCAGUGUCUAUGACGUUAAAUUCAAGGGUGAAAGGAUUGUAUAUGAGAAUUCGCUCAACGAUGUAACAUUAGCUUACGCAUCUGACGUGACCUCUGGAGCAAAUACCAUCUAUAUGGAUGCCACUUUCGGUGUCGGAGAGUUCCAGAGUCUCAUACCCGGUGUGGACUGUCCUCAUCACGCCACCCUCUUAGAUGCUGCUUGGUUUGACAGCUACAGUCAGUCGCCUAUUUCAGCUAAUGCAAUUUGUGUAUUUGAAACAGCUGGUGAGCAUUCACUGUGGAGAAGAAAGGACAAAUUUGCUGCAGGAAUGGCAAACAAUUUUCUGGUGGUCAGGACUGCAUUGCCUGUUGGGAACUAUGACUAUACUAUUGACUUUCUUUUUUUCCUUGAUGGUAGCCUCAAAACAGAUGCAUCUGCUUCUGGGUAUCUGCAGUCCAGCUUCUGGGACCCGGAAAACCCCCGUGCUGGACAGGACAAAGCAAUUGAUGCAUUUGGCUACCGAGUUGGAGAUUAUGUUCACGGUGCUAUUCAUGAUCAUACGUUUGGCUUCAAGGUUGAUAUGGACAUACUGGGAACAGAAAACAGCUUUGACAUCAUUAAAUGGAAAGCUGGAGAUGUAGCUACAGCCCUGAAGACACAAGCAAAUGUCACUGAGAAGCCUUCGUAUUUCCUUUAUAACGAAACACGUUAUGUGGAAUGGGAAACCCUUGCAACGGAAGCUGGUCUGAAGAUCGACUUAAACCAUCCUGAAUUCUGGACAGUGAUGAGUGAAAAUAAGAACAAGUGGGGAGUGAAAAGGGGGUAUAGAAUUGCACCCGAAACCUUGGCUGCACAGGUUCUUACUGACCAACAUCCCAGUAUGAAAGCAACAUCGUACACAAAGUACCACUGCGUUGUAACCAAACAGGAUGAUGCUGAAAGGUUUCUUACUGGAACCUACGACCUUAACCGGUUGGCUGAUCCGAUGGUAUCCAUUGACAACUACAUCAACAAUGAACCAAUCGUCAAAACAGAUCUGGUCACAUGGGUUGUAGUUGGCUUUUUACACAUACCAACAUCAGAAGAUGUUCCGAUGACAAUUGGGCCAACGACAGGCCAUGGAAACCAUGGAACUAUUUUGACAGAACGUCAACAUUCGAUAUGCCUCAGUACAUGGACACCAAGGAUCGAUCGUUCACGCAGCGCCCCCCUGAAUCGGAACCCUGUGUUGAGCAGAAAGCAAAAGACUGUUACUUUUGUGAAUAACUGUUUUAUCUAA
Messenger RNA from Haliotis rubra (blacklip abalone), 2463 nucleotides. RefSeq names its product amiloride-sensitive amine oxidase [copper-containing]-like. The transcript has a single exon. NCBI's taxonomy places the organism in Eukaryota, Metazoa, Mollusca, Gastropoda, Lepetellida, Haliotidae. Gene Ontology annotation, biological process: amine metabolic process. The coding region runs from base 1 to 2463 and encodes 820 amino acids. Gene Ontology annotation, molecular function: copper ion binding; quinone binding; primary methylamine oxidase activity. The record is from RefSeq and is a predicted model, not a curated record. Gene Ontology annotation, cellular component: plasma membrane.